AUGUCAGCCGAAGCCGACGUUAAAUUACAGGACUUCGAGAACAUCUUCAAACUCGAUGGCAAAGUGGCAGUGGUGACAGGUGGCAGCCGCGGUCUCGGUCUGCACGCUGCCAGUGGCCUCCUCCAAGCCGGCUGCUCUCAAGUCUACAUCACGUCGCGCAAAGCCAGCGGGUGCGAGCAAGCGGUGCUCGCGCUCAACGCGCUGCCCAACAAACAGCCGCACGCGGUCGCCAUCUCCGUCCCGGCCGACCUAUCCAAAGUGUCGGAGAUCGAGCGGCUCGCGGCUGAAAUCGGCAAACAGACACCGCACAUCGACAUCCUGUUCGCCAACGCGGGCGCGACGUGGGGCGAGCGCUUCGAAACGCACCCGGAGCCGGCCUUCUCCAAGGUCAUGGACCUGAACGUCAAGAGCGUCUUCUACACGAUCCAGAAGCUCGAGCCGCUGCUGCCGGCGCGCGCCCCGGCGGCCGCGAUCCACCUCACCAAGAAUCUGGCCGUCGAGUUGGCGCCACGACAUAUCCUCUGCAAUGCUAUCGCGCCGGGUUUCUAUCCCUCUAAGAUGGCGAACGGGCUGAUGGAGUUGGAGGGGGGAGAGGAAAAGUUGGCGCAGAUGUCGCCGAAUCAGAGGCUCGGUCACCCGGAGGAUGUGGCGGGGUUGGUGGUGUUUUUGGCCAGUCGCGCGGCGGCGCAUUUGAAUGGGACUGUGAUCGCGACGGAUGGGGGGGCGGUGCUGGCGAGGGGGCGGUUGUGA
This is a messenger RNA of Endocarpon pusillum Z07020, 750 nucleotides long. RefSeq lists its product as uncharacterized. Lineage: Eukaryota; Fungi; Ascomycota; Eurotiomycetes; Verrucariales; Verrucariaceae. The record is from RefSeq and is a predicted model, not a curated record. The transcript has 3 exons. The coding region runs from base 1 to 750 and encodes 249 amino acids.